Molecule: messenger RNA, 1677 nt
Organism: Humulus lupulus (European hop)
Lineage: Eukaryota; Viridiplantae; Streptophyta; Magnoliopsida; Rosales; Cannabaceae
Exons: 3
Coding region: 1141-1677 (178 amino acids)
Molecular function (GO): zinc ion binding
Source: RefSeq, a predicted model, not a curated record
AAUCCGGGGCAUUACAAUAAGACUGAUCUAAAAUAUACACUUGCGAAAAUCGCCAUCAAGAAACACUUUCAGUAUAGAAUUGAAAAAUCAUGUUCAGAAGCAUUUUGGGCAAAACGCAUAGAUGACAAUUGUUGCUGGUAUAUACGUGCAAGAAGUUCAAAAGUAUCAGACUACUUUCGAGUUAUCAAGUACCAUAAACACCACACAUGCUCCUUAAAUCACAGAAAUUUUGAAAAUAGAUAAGCAAGUGUAAAAGUCAUCAGUAGUUACUUCAAAGAGAAGUUUCGUGACCCAGGAUCAACCUAUCGACCAAGGCAAAUAAUACGAGACAUGAGAGAUGAACAUGGGGUAGGUGUAACGUACAAUAAAGCAUGGAGAGCAAAAGAACUUGCAGUUGAUGAUGUUAGAGGGUCAAAUGAGGAAAGUUAUGCAUUGUUACCUUCAUAUUUGUAUAUGCUAAAGUUGGCCAACCCAGGAACUAUCACAAGAGUAUGUAAAGAUGAAGAAAAAAGGUUUAAAUACAUGUUUAUUGCUUUUGGUGCUUCAUUGGAUGGAUGGAAACACUGUAGACCAGUUAUAGUGGUAGAUGGAACAUUUUUAAAGACGAAAUGUGGAGGUACACUAUAUGCAGCUUGUGUUAAAGAUGGAAACAAUCAAAUUUUUCUGCUCGCCUUUGGAAUUGGGGAUUCAGAAAAUGACAAUGCAUGGAUAUGGUUCUUUACAAGACUAAAAGAAGCAAUAGGAGAUCGAGAAAAUUUGUGCAUAGUAUCUGACAGGCAUAAAAGUAUCAAAAAUGCAAUUGAACAAGUGUAUCCUGGUGUAUAUCAUGGAGUUUGUCUUUAUCAUUUGAAGCAAAAUCUAAGGACUAAGUUUAGGGGAUUACAUGUGCAUGCCAUAUUUGAAACUGCUUCAAGAGUGUACUCAGCUCAAGAAUAUUAUUCUGUCAUGGCUGAAUUACAGAAAAUUAGCCCUGAAAUGACCAGUUAUCUUUUGGAAGCAAAACCAGAAAAAUGGGCUUAGCCAUUCUUUCCAACGAAAAGGUAUAACAUUCUUACAAGUAACAUUGCCGAAUCUAUAAAUGCAGCAAUUGUGCAUGCGAGAGAAUUGCCUAUAACGUCGUUAAUAGAAGCUAUAAGAGAGAUGCUUCAAAGAUGGUUUUCAACAAGAAAAGAAGCAGCAAUCACCCAAUUUAUUGAAGUGACAAAAUGGGCAAAUGAUGAAAUGGAGAUCAAACUUGAUGUGGCAUUUCGAAUGAAGGUAGAUGCAAUUGAUGCAAUGAAAUCUAGUGUGACAUAUGGUGAUCGAGUGUUGGUUGUCGACUUGGAACAACAUAUGUGCACAUGUAAUGAAUUUCAACUAGAGGGAAUUCCAUGUGCACAUGCUAUUGCAACAAUUGAAAGCAAGUACUUGGACAAGUACAAAUUUUGCUCAAAUUGGUAUAAAAAAUCUGUUUUGAAAGAGACAUAUGCAGGAUCAAUUAAUCCUCUUCCAGAUAAAGCUGAUUGGAGUGUCCCAGAUGAAAUUAAAGAAGAUAGCAUGAAAGCUCCAAAAUUCAAAGUAAAACGAGGACGUCCUAAGAAAAAAAGAAUUCCAUCAACAGGAGAAUUUUCCAAGCAUGUUCGAACAAUCAAGUGUGGAAAUUGUGGAAUAUUGGGUGUUUACCGAGGUUUUCAGUAA